AAAAUCGUCUGUUGUUCUCAAUCUCUGUUUUUCCAUGUUUUGCUAGGUGCAGAACGCGACACGUGGACAGUCCAUCACCAACGGUCAAGAUUAAGAAGAUUGGUUGAAGCUCUACUAAAACCGGGUUAAGGUUUGUGAACCAGACCGAGAUUUGUAUGACCCAACCCAACACAAAGAUCAAAUUUCCUUGCGGUUCCUUCUCAAAAAUCGAACAACCUGAAGAUGAUGAUGCCGUCGUCGACAAUAAUAUCUCGGGCUCUUCUCUUUCAAUGAAGCAGGAAAAUGCCUCAGAGAUCGUAGACGAGAUGGAAUCCAGUGGCGUCAGCAAGAGUUUGUGUGCGAUAUGUCUGGAGGCCUUGAGUUACAGCAAUACGAAAGUGGGAAGCCCAGGGAAAACUGUAUUCACGGCGCAGUGCUCACACUCAUUCCAUUUCAGUUGCAUCUCCUCCAAUGUCCACCAUGGGAGCAUGACCUGCCCCAUUUGCAGAGCGUACUGGACAAAGCUCCCACGAAACCUCAACCCACCCCCACUCCAUACUUCUUCCCUCCCUUGCACCACCCAAUCGGAUCCAAUCCUCCGCAUCCUCGAUGAUUCCAUCGCCAACUUCCGAGUCCAUAGGCGUUACUCCCUCCGCUCCGCUCGCUACGACGACGACGACCCAGUGGAGCCUGACCUCAGUUCGCCGCCGCACCCCCGCCUCCACCUCAGUCUCAUCCCGAUUCCCUUCACUCCUCUUCCUCCCCCAGCAACAACACCUACAUUUCGUCAACUAAUUGCAGGACCCGCUUCGUACCAACAAGGACUAACACAACCUGGACCACAGAGUAACAGAGCUUAUCUCUCCGUAACUUGAUCUUUGUGUUGGGUUGGGUCAUACAAACCUCGGUUUGGUUCACAAACCUCAACCCGGUUUUGGUAGAGCCUCCCCUUUUUAAUCUUGACCGUUGGUGAUGGACUAUCCACGUGUCGCUUUCUGCACCUAGCAAAACAUGAAAAAACAGAGAUUGAGAACAACAGACGAUUUUUAUCCCUUUCAGACGGAGCUUCCAACACCUUUGAAAGGAAUCACCACCACUUGCUUGGCCAAGUCACUAGCAGUAAUGUCUCGUCGCACCCUCACUUCACCCUACCUAUGAGAUAGCAACUAUACAUUGUGAUCUCAAUGGCAAAAUCAAAACUUGACUGACUAGAUCAUGCGUCUUCUCACAUAUUCUCUUUCCUUUCUGACAUCUAGUUGUCCUUUUCAUAUGAGCCAUAGCAUCUUCUCUUGUGCUUUUAUUAACCUGGCAUGGGAAAUUCAAUCUACCACUACGUCGUGUCAAAUCCUCUACCUGUUGAUUUGGAUGGACCCUCUGAUUUUGUCCCUAAACUCAUAUUGACUAUUGAGUAUUGGCAUCUUCUCCCCCAUGGAAGUACUUUGUAGGGAAAUCUAUCUAAUAAAUCUUAUCAUUUGAUUAGGGUAGAUUCUAAUGGAGAAAAGAUGUGAUAUAGUUAUAUAAUUUCCACCAUAUAUUUGAUUAGAUAGAUUUGAAUCCUACCAAAACAAGAUUGG
Molecule: messenger RNA, 1553 nt
Organism: Macadamia integrifolia
Lineage: Eukaryota; Viridiplantae; Streptophyta; Magnoliopsida; Proteales; Proteaceae
Product: probable E3 ubiquitin-protein ligase EDA40
Exons: 3
Coding region: 156-854 (232 amino acids)
Molecular function (GO): zinc ion binding
Source: RefSeq, a predicted model, not a curated record